AUGCCUCAAAAACGCAGGGAAAUCAUUGUUAGUGUCCUUCCACCUAGGACCUCGGCACAGGAUCAGCUGCUGCUCGUCACCCAUCACUCAAAGUCUGCCAUGCAAGCUGCCAUCACCAAGUUCCAAGACACAACCCUCACCAGGCUUACCACCAACAAAAACCUCCUCAUCACCUUCCCUUUCAACAACAAAUGCCCCGGGCCUGAUGUGUGUCCUUACAACAACAAUGGCAUGCAUGAGCAUCGCGAUAAAGAUGCUUGUCCCUUCGACACCAAUGGCGAGCAACAACACCAGGAGGGCACCACCCUUCCUUGCCCCCUGUCCCUCAGAGCACACUUCUGGGUUUGGCGACGCGACACUUUCCUCUCAGAGCGUUGCCAGCACAUCCUUUGGGAGGGGUAUCACCUACUCCUUCAACGCUGCCCCGAAAUCUUCAAGACCACCACCUCCUCCAUCAAUCAGCAAAACAAUCGUUCUUCCUACAACCUCAAGCCUUUGCUGCUGGGCUACUGGCGACCUUCGGCUCGUGAGUCUUUCUUCACCUCUGACACCUUGCAGGGAGGGGAUGCUACACGCCAGCGUUACAUCAUGCGCUUCAUGGCUGCCAUCGACUAUGUUCUUCUCCCUCUCAAGCGCAAGGUCAAGGAGAUGGACCUCGGAGCCCACAAUGUUUGCACCAAAAUCUGCAACUUUGCCACUGUGAAUGAUUACAAAACCCUUCGUCCUUCGGCUAUCACGGCAGGUGUGGAACAAGUCCAAACCAAGUAUGAGUGUGAGUUCAAUGCUAAGCCACUUCGGCUUGGUCUCAUGGGUACCACCUUGCAGGUAUCCAAGGGCUUUGCUGAACGCCGCCACAUCGACUUCCAUGACUGGAAUGAGAGGGGAGCUGUGUCUUACAGCUUCUCUAUCGAUCCCAGUGGCUGGGGGGGGGGGGGGCAGGAUCUUGCCAACUGGCAAUGGACUUUCCAAACCUUGGCUACCGGAUCCUCAUUCAGUCUGGACAGUUGCUGGCAUUCACUGGUGGCGACCUGCUCCAUGGUGUGCACUGUGAAUCCCAGGAUGUGGCAGCAAGCGAGCGCUUGA
Messenger RNA from Trichosporon asahii var. asahii CBS 2479, 1083 nucleotides. RefSeq lists its product as uncharacterized. The transcript has a single exon. NCBI's taxonomy places the organism in Eukaryota, Fungi, Basidiomycota, Tremellomycetes, Trichosporonales, Trichosporonaceae. The record is from RefSeq and is a predicted model, not a curated record. The coding region runs from base 1 to 1083 and encodes 360 amino acids.